Molecule: messenger RNA, 2493 nt
Organism: Haemonchus placei
Lineage: Eukaryota; Metazoa; Nematoda; Chromadorea; Rhabditida; Trichostrongylidae
Source: the annotation of a GenBank genome assembly
AUGCCCGAGCUGAUUCAUCGGCGCAAACAUGGUAAGUUUGUUGCCGCAGUCAGCAGCGUCUUCAUGCGUACGAACUCGAACGUUGCGUGCCGGCGGCGCAGUAAAAUAACCGCCACGAGCCGCAAAUCCAUUGUCAUUCCUGUUCGGUGGGGGAGUCAUGAAGCCAACACCUCGUCCCAAUGUUGUGAGAACGCCACGGGAUGUACUUGGAUAAUUGCCACGUCCACGCAUCUCAAGUGGUGGCAUAAAAGGAGGACCUACUGGAAUAUUGAAAGGUUCAUCUCGCAUUCCUGGAGCUCCUGCUCCUGUAUCCAUGGCACUCGACGUCCAUUCUUUUCGAGAAUCUCCUCCAUCUGCACCACCAGCAUUUUGAUUUCCGAAAACUUCAGCGUGUUCAUCUUCUGAUUCUCCAGCAUCGAUAUCCAUGGCAUCAUUAUCGGCCUUGUCGGUAGGUUCUUUUUCGGGUUUGCUUUUUGAAGAAUAUGAUUCCUCAACACUAGUGGAAGUCCCUGCAUUUUGGUUGGGUCGCGGUGGGACAACCUCACACUGCGCGCCAUGGUUUUCAGACACCGUUCCAGAAACCUGGCUUGCUUGGAGUCCAGCUCGACGUUUCUGCUCUUCGAUAUCUCUUUUCAACCUCUCAAUCUCCGCAUCCUUCUGUUUCUUUGAAAUGUCAGGACUAGGCGUUCGAGGGCCAUUCCUAGUGAAUGAUCGCCCCGCAACAGACCCUGGCUGAGUUUGCGAUGGAGCUGCUUGCGGGGUAGGAAGAGCACUUUUCGAUGAGUUGUCCAUGUGCCCCAACUGACUAGGAAACGGUGGGAAGGCUCCCAUGAAAGGAGGUGGUGGAAACGAAGCAGCGAUUUUAGGGAAAGCCGAAGGUUCCUGAUUGAGCGGCAGAUUUCCGCCCGAUCGCUGAUUCUGCUGACCGUCCUGAAAGUAUUAUUUAUCAUGUCACUUUUUCAGUACUGGUACAAAAAAAUAAUCGUGACUCACAUCCUGUCCCAUCUGCGGAGCUGGAAUGCCAGGAGGGGCUUGACUAGGCCCCGCUCGACCUGUAGGUGUGCAAGGGAAAAAAGACUUUUGUUCAGGCUGUUGCGAAGGCCCCUGAUGCAUGUGUCUGGGUGGUGCUUGAAGAUGUACCAUUGGUGGUGGCAUAGGCAUGCCUGGUGGAGGAGGCAUGGGUCGUGGCACAACUGGCAUCACUGGAGGCGGGAUGGACAUUCCCGGCAGAGGCGGUGGUAGCCCAUUCAUGAAUGGCGGCGGGGGAAGACUUGGCGGUAACAUUCCCGGAGGGGGACAGAACAUACCAGGAAGCAUUGCUGGAUGUGGAAUCUGAGUUUGCGCACUGUUUUGCAUUACCCCGUGUCCUGGCGGUGGUGGAGGCGGUAUUGCAGAGAGCGCCUGUAUUGAAGGUCCUGCAACGCCGGUCAUAUUCGAUGCGGUAUCUUUUGGUGGGGGCGGCGGAGGAGGAGGCGGUGGAGGCGCUGUUAUGUUCACCUGACCUGCUGAAACCGGAGGAGGAGGUGGCGCAGGAAGAGCAUUAACAGGCUCAAAUUGAGUGACAUUAGAUGGCUCUUGAGCUUUAACACCAUCAUGCUCUAGACGUGAUUCUCCCUCUGAUGGAUCGUUCCCGUAGACCGGUGGCACUGGAGGCGGUCCAGGAAGAAUUUCAGAAGCGGGUUUUUGAUUGCUUUUUGCUACGUUGCCGGCUGGAGUCAAUCCCUGUUGGAUCAUUUCUAAACCAUGCGAUGCCGGAGGUGGCGGAGGGGGUGGUGUAGAUGGAGAGGUUGAAGACGUAGCUUCUUUUCCAGCUUGCUUCAGCAAAUCACGAGCACUCUCGCCAACAAAGCUGGAAAGUUUGUUCAACGACUCGAAGUCUAUUGCAUCCACAUCCAUAGUUUCUCCUUUGCUAUCUUCAUCCUUCUUACUUUCACGUUUCUUCGUUUCCUCUCGUUUACCAUCCUCUUCCGUCUCCUCGCAUGGCCGUGAUUUUUUCUUUUUUUCCGUUGAUAUCUUUUCCAUAACUUUUUUUCUGAUAAGAUCCCUAUCGACCGCAGAUAACGAUGGAUUCAUCAUAAAUCGAGCCACGACCUCUCUUACUUCUCGAGGAUUAUUAUUGAGUUGGAUGAAUAACAGUAAAUCCGGGAGCGUGUCGAUCUCGUCAACAGUUGGAACUUUCGGUGGUUCUCUGCUAGCUUCCUUGCACAUAGUGAAGAAACUUGAUGGCAGUAGGUUAUCCGCAUCCGUAACAGGGGCAUAAUCUAUUUGCGAGGGAUCCGGAGGAGUGCUUGAAGCGGAUGCAGGCUCAGGUGGCACAUCCGGUUCAAUAAUAUCUGAUGCGAGCGCAGAUUCUAGCUGCGCAAUAGGAGGAUUACUUGGUGGAGAAUAGUCGUCCUCAACAGGUCUCUCACUCUCAGAGGCCAAAUUUUGUUGAUCUUGUGAGCCAAACAGACGUACUGGCUCUAGGCUCUGGCUUUCAUAUUCAAAACUUGA